AUGCCACCAAAAAGAGCGCUGAAUGUUCUCUUCUACCCGACCGACGCCGUCGGUCACGUGAACGCAGCCACAGGUAUAGCGCAGGUACUGCUCGGCGCCGGACAUCGCUGUGUGUUUAUCAUUAGUGACAAAUGGUUGGGAAAACUCACAAAGUAUGGCAUAGAAGAAGUGCUGUUGGAGGAAACAAACACUUCAUCGCUCGCAGACACCACAACAACACCAAAGCAAAUAGAUUCGAACGCUAAUAACGACCCGGCGCUAUACUGGGCUAAUUUAAUGAAACAGACUGGCACGUUCACUGGGCUGCCACCGUUGACCAGGCUGAUUAAUGUGCGUAAAAAUUUGUAUAAAACUGAAAUGAACGAUAUAGAAAGGCUUAACCCACUGAUUGAGGGUCUUUUGGAGCGACUAAAGCCCGACAUUAUCUUCACGGAUCAAUUUAUAACAGUGCCGGCCAUCGACACGGCAGUGCCGGCCAUCGACACGGCAGGUAUACCCUGGGUUUGGUGGUGUAGCCCUAAUCCGCUGGUGUUUCUCGAUGAUGAUAAGUUAACUCCACCCGGGUGUUCAGGUUUGCCAGCGUCCGGACCGAUGGCUGAGUGGCAGGCGUUUCGGUCGGCAGUGAACGAGGCCUCAGAAGAGACGUGGAAUUAUUGGAACUCUUAUUGUGUGGCAAAAGGCGUAAAACCACUCAAUAAAUACAAAUACCUUAACUUUUCCCCAUAUCUUAACAUUUAUGGCUUUCCUCUGGAAUUGGAUUACACAGACAUCAGACCAUUGCCUCCCAAUUGGCAUCAAUUUGAUAACCUUAAGCGUACGGAUAGAGACAUCACAUUUGAGAUACCGGUGCCGUUGAGAGACAGACCGGGAAAA
Molecule: messenger RNA, 873 nt
Organism: Medioppia subpectinata
Lineage: Eukaryota; Metazoa; Arthropoda; Arachnida; Sarcoptiformes; Oppiidae
Source: the annotation of a GenBank genome assembly